This is a messenger RNA of Torulaspora delbrueckii, 687 nucleotides long. It is a transcript of the gene NOP16, whose product is annotated as Nop16p. The record is from RefSeq and is a predicted model, not a curated record. Gene Ontology annotation, cellular component: nucleolus. Gene Ontology annotation, biological process: ribosomal large subunit biogenesis. The transcript has a single exon. NCBI's taxonomy places the organism in Eukaryota, Fungi, Ascomycota, Saccharomycetes, Saccharomycetales, Saccharomycetaceae. The coding region runs from base 1 to 687 and encodes 228 amino acids.
AUGGUUUCAGUGAGAAAGAGAAAGAUGGCUAGGUCCUCAGUGGGCAAAGCUACUAGAAGAAAUAAGGACAAGCAAAGGAAGAUAAACAUAACGUCGAAUCCCAUCAUCGCAGCACAUUGGGAUUACUCUCUUACUUUAGCACAGAACUAUAAGAAGCUCGGAUUGCGGGCGAAGUUACAAGCACCUGCUGGAGGUCAAGAAGCAGAUCUUUCGAAAGAGAACAAGAAGAAGCCGCUUGGCAGACAUGCUAAUGAAUCAGAUGACGAUGAAGAUGAAGUGGACGACGAACAAGAUGGGGACGAACUGAAUCGUGAAGAGCUAAACAGUGACGGCGAGUACUUGGAAGAAAAGAUCCCCGAAGGUGAAGCUAGAAUUCAGCGAGAUGAGAAUGGCGACGUGAUCAAGGUUGUUUAUGGUAAGAUGAACACCACCGAUGGGGAAGAAGGUAAGACCCAAGCUACGACCGAGGUUGUUAAAGAGCUGGAAUCGUUUGCCUCUAGACCUCUUGUGAGAGUCGAGAGGAAUCAGAGUACUAGAGAAGAAGAAUGGUUGGCUACUUUGUACAAAAAGCAUGGUGAUGACUAUAGAAAGAUGUUCUUCGAUAAGAAGCUCAACAUCUAUCAACAAAGUGAAGGUGAUCUGAAAAGAAGAAUACGCAAGUGGAAGAAGAGACAUGGAAUCGCCUAA